This is a messenger RNA of Harmonia axyridis, 954 nucleotides long. Its product is annotated as phosphoserine phosphatase. NCBI's taxonomy places the organism in Eukaryota, Metazoa, Arthropoda, Insecta, Coleoptera, Coccinellidae. The record is from RefSeq and is a predicted model, not a curated record. Gene Ontology annotation, molecular function: magnesium ion binding; L-phosphoserine phosphatase activity. The transcript has a single exon. Bases 76 to 741 code for a protein of 221 amino acids. Gene Ontology annotation, biological process: dephosphorylation; L-serine biosynthetic process. Gene Ontology annotation, cellular component: cytoplasm.
UCAGCCAGUUCAGAGUACAGUAGUAGAUAGACCGUCGAUACGUACUAACGUGUAUAUAAUUCUAGCAUUCACGAAAUGGAUCAAGUCAAGGGAGUCCUCAAACGAGCUGACGCUGUUUGUUUUGAUGUAGACUCAACAGUUAUUCAAGAAGAGGGCAUAGACGAGCUUUCCAAAUUUUGCGGAAAAGGCAGGGAGAUAUCAGAACUCACGGCCAAGGCUAUGGGAGGUUCAAUGACCUUCCAGGAGUCGCUCUCGCUUCGUCUGAACAUUCUCCAACCUUCCAUAGAUAAAAUAAAGGACUUCUUGCAGAAAAAGCCAGCCAAACUAUCACCAGGUAUCAAGGAAUUGGUGCAAAAGCUUAGGAGCAGAAAAAUAGAGGUCUACUUAGUCUCUGGAGGAUUCAGAUGUCUAAUCUCUCCAAUUGCUAAACAACUAGACAUCCCAGCAUCCAAUGUGUACUGCAACAAACUGAAAUUUUUCUUCGAUGGACAGUUUGCUGGGUUCGACGAAACACAGCCUACAUCCCGUAGUGGGGGUAAAGCUGAGGUGGUAAGAAUUCUGAAGGAGAAAUUCGGGUACCAGAAUUUGGUCAUGGUAGGUGAUGGUGCUACCGAUCUGGAAGCUUCUCCCCCAGCUGAUGCUUUCAUUGGUUAUGGUGGCAAUGUUGUCAGAGAGAGUGUGAAAAAGAACGCCAGAUGGUUUGUGACGGAUUUUCAGGAAAUUAUUCAAGUUUUGAAUUGAUUUCAUUGACAAUAGUUCUCUUUAUAUUGUUAAGUUUUUUAUUUUGAGUUUUAUCUUUAUUCGUUAUUCAUUCACUGAUUACUGUUUUUUCAUAUUUAUUUUUGUUAUAAAAUGUAUCAUUGUUUAUAAUUGUAUAUUUGGGGAUGGAAAUCUGGAAAACCUCUUUGUAUCCCAUAGUUAGUGUAAAUAAAUAAAUAAUAAUUUCAUAACUUA